Molecule: messenger RNA, 1340 nt
Organism: Lineus longissimus
Lineage: Eukaryota; Metazoa; Nemertea; Pilidiophora; Heteronemertea; Lineidae
Product: DNA-directed RNA polymerases I, II, and III subunit RPABC1-like
Exons: 8
Coding region: 186-818 (210 amino acids)
Biological process (GO): DNA-templated transcription
Cellular component (GO): RNA polymerase II, core complex; RNA polymerase III complex; RNA polymerase I complex
Molecular function (GO): DNA binding
Source: RefSeq, a predicted model, not a curated record
CGGGAAAUUCAAAUUUCCCGGGCACUCGGGGCAUCGCCGCGUAGCGUCGGAAGAAGGAACUAAACUGUGUCCUACUCUUCAACUGAAGGAGUUCAGAAUCAGCUGUGCGAUUGCAAAAUAAAAUUUUGCUUGCCAAUGCAACUCACAAAAUAGCCGAUUUCUCCGUAAAUAAUUCAAUUCGAGACAUGGAUGACGAAGCAGAGACGUGGAAGUUAUGGCGGAUCAGGAAAACAAUCAUGCAGCUUUGUCAUGACAGAGGCUAUCUUGUCACUCAAGAGGAGUUGGAUCAAACAAUAGCACAGUUCAAGGAACAGUUUUCAGUUAGAACUGGUGAUAUGCGUCCCUCCAGAAGCGAUCUGACAGUUUUGGUUGCUCAUAACGAUGAUCCAACAGAUCAGAUGUUCGUGUUCUUCCCAGAAGAGGCCAAGAUUGGUAUAAAAACAGUCAAGUCGUAUUGCCAGACAAUGCAAAAGGAAAAUAUAACACGGGCUAUCAUUGUGGUCCAGGCAGGCAUGACACCCUCUGCUAAACAGUCGCUGAUUGACAUGGCACCAAAAUACAUCUUAGAACAGUUCCUCGAGGCUGAAUUGUUGAUUAACAUCACAGAACAUUCGUUGGUUCCUGAACACGUGUUGAUGACACCAGAAGAAAAGAAGGAACUCCUCAUAAGAUACAAAUUAAGAGAAUUCAUGUUACCAAGGAUACAGCAGGGUGAUCCAGUUGCCAGAUACUUUGGACUCAAAAGAGGACAGGUUGUCAAAAUCACCCGGCCGAGUGAAACUGCCGGUAAAUACAUCACGUAUCGUCUUGUCGUUUAGCAAGGAUUGCAACCAACCAUUAUUGUGUUCUGAGAGUUCGGCAUCAUACUGAUCAUCAUCAUCAAUCAUUGCCUUCAUGGAGCACGUGAACAACUGCCAGAACUUUGAAAAUUGAUUCUGUGGAGGAAAAAGAAUACAUGUGGGAACAUUUGAUAACCAACUAAAAGACAGUUUAAAGGGAGACUACAUGUAUAAACCAGAGGCACUCCAUUGGCAUUAUUGUUGUACAUUGAAACUUUUCAUGCUUGCAUGGGUAAAAUAAUUAUUUUUAAGUCAAAUCAAAUCAAUUUGGGCGCACAUGUACAGUACCAGAUGUAUAAGGCUGCUUUUGGGCCUAUCAAAUGUCUGAAGCCGCAGGUGUAGUUUUGCGGGAGGAAAUGGACUUCAAUGAUUUCAUCUCUAGAUAUAUUUCUCCCUGGUGGCACAUUUGCCAUUGUACUGUAGCUUCAGCAUUGUGCUUAGAUGUGUCUCAGCUCUACAUGUGUCAUUGGUACAUGGGUGGUGUUUAUAAUAAAGAAAAUA